Molecule: messenger RNA, 5833 nt
Organism: Tachysurus fulvidraco (yellow catfish)
Lineage: Eukaryota; Metazoa; Chordata; Actinopteri; Siluriformes; Bagridae
Gene: ago4
Product: argonaute RISC component 4
Exons: 18
Coding region: 115-2739 (874 amino acids)
Molecular function (GO): RNA binding; protein binding
Source: RefSeq, a predicted model, not a curated record
CGCAUCCCUCCAGUUCUUAAAUUAGCCACAUUAAGCUUCGAGAUACCGCCCCCAAUUUCAGUGUCGGUACGGAGCCGCCAGGCCGGGACAGAGACGGAGAGAGAGCCCUCGGCCAUGGAAGCGCUCGGACCCGGCCCGCCUGCCCCUACCUCCCUUUUCCAGCCACCACGCCGGCCCGGCUUGGGUACGGUGGGGAAGCCGAUUCGCCUGCUGGCCAAUCACUUCCAGGUGCAGAUCCCCAAGAUCGAUGUCUACCACUAUGACAUCGAAAUUAAGCCGGAGAAGCGACCGCGGCGUGUCAACAGAGAGGUGGUUGACACCAUGGUAAGACACUUCAAGAUGCAGAUAUUUGGGGACCGGCAGCCUGGAUAUGAUGGAAAGAGGAACAUGUACACGGCUCACCCACUGCCCAUCGGGAGAGACAGGGUGGAUCUGGAAGUGACUCUGCCAGGUGAAGGGAAGGAUCAGACCUUUAAGGUGUCUCUGCAGUGGGUGUCUGUGGUGAGUCUGCAGAUGCUUCUGGAGGCUCUUUCUGGUCACCUAAACGAGGUUCCUGAGGACUCUGUGCAGGCCCUGGAUGUCAUCACACGCCAUCUUCCCUCCAUGAGGUACACUCCUGUAGGCCGUUCUUUCUUCUCUCCUCCUGAAGGCUAUUACCAUCCGCUAGGUGGAGGAAGGGAGGUGUGGUUUGGGUUCCAUCAAUCUGUUCGUCCAGCCAUGUGGAACAUGAUGCUCAACAUCGAUGUUUCAGCCACUGCGUUCUACCGUGCCCAGCCAGUGAUUGAGUUCAUGUGUGAGGUUCUAGACAUCCAAAACAUUAAUGAGCAGACCAAGCCCCUUACAGAUUCUCAACGUGUCAAGUUCACCAAGGAGAUCCGAGGGUUGAAAGUGGAGGUCACACAUUGCGGACAGAUGAAGAGGAAGUACCGCGUGUGCAAUGUCACCCGCCGCCCAGCCAGCCACCAGACGUUUCCCUUGCAGCUAGAAAAUGGACAAGCCAUGGAAUGUACCGUAGCUCAAUAUUUCAAACAGAAAUAUAGUCUGCAACUUAAAUACCCCCAUUUGCCCUGCCUUCAAGUGGGACAGGAACAAAAGCACACAUACCUACCCCUUGAGGUCUGUAAUAUUGUGGCAGGCCAGCGCUGCAUAAAGAAGUUAACUGAUAACCAGACUUCCACCAUGAUCAAAGCCACAGCCCGCUCAGCUCCUGACCGCCAAGAGGAGAUCAGCAGGCUGGUAAAAAGCAACAGCAUGGUGGGUGGCCCUGACCCCUACCUAAAAGAAUUUGGCAUCGUGGUGCACAAUGACAUGACGGAGGUGACGGGGCGGGUCCUCCCAGCGCCCAUGCUGCAGUAUGGGGGCCGGGUGAGUACAGACACUGGGAGGGACUGUGGCAGGAAUAAGACAGUGGCUACGCCCAACCAGGGCGUGUGGGACAUGAGGGGGAAGCAGUUCUAUGCCGGCAUCGAAAUCAAGGUGUGGGCCGUGGCCUGCUUUGCCCCUCAGAAACAGUGCAGGGAGGACCUGCUCAAGAGCUUCACAGACCAGCUGAGGAAGAUCUCUAAGGAUGCAGGCAUGCCUAUUCAGGGCCAGCCCUGCUUCUGCAAGUAUGCCCAGGGAGCAGAUAGUGUCGAGCCCAUGUUCAAGCACCUUAAAAUGUCUUAUGUUGGAUUGCAACUCAUUGUGGUCAUCCUGCCUGGGAAAACCCCUGUCUAUGCGGAGGUUAAGCGUGUUGGAGAUACUCUGCUGGGCAUGGCAACCCAGUGUGUUCAGGUGAAGAAUGUAGUGAAGACCUCCCCUCAAACGCUCUCCAACCUCUGCCUCAAAAUCAAUGCUAAACUGGGUGGCAUCAACAAUGUGCUGGUACCCCAUCAGAGACCAUCUGUAUUCCAGCAACCAGUGAUCUUCUUGGGUGCCGACGUUACUCACCCCCCAGCAGGGGAUGGGAAGAAGCCGUCCAUUGCAGCAGUGGUGGGCAGCAUGGACGGUCAUCCAAGUCGCUACUGCGCCACAGUGCGGGUGCAGACUUCGCGGCAGGACCUGUCCCAGGAGCAGCUCUUCAGCCAAGAAGUCAUUCAGGACCUCACCAACAUGGUGCGUGAGCUGCUCAUCCAGUUUUACAAGUCCACCCGCUUCAAGCCCACGCGCAUCAUUUACUAUCGUGGAGGAGUGUCCGAGGGGCAGAUGAAGCAGGUUGCAUGGCCUGAGCUGAUAGCCAUAAGAAAAGCUUGCAUCAGUUUGGAGGAGGACUACAGGCCAGGGAUCACCUACAUUGUAGUGCAGAAACGUCAUCACACCCGACUUUUCUGCUCUGACAAAGCCGAGAGAGUUGGGAAGAGUGGUAACGUUCCAGCAGGCACUACGGUAGACAGCACCAUCACGCAUCCCUCGGAGUUUGAUUUCUACCUGUGCAGUCAUGCUGGUAUCCAAGGCACCAGCCGUCCCUCACACUACCAUGUGCUGUGGGAUGACAACUGCUUCACUGCAGAUGAGCUUCAGCUGCUCACUUACCAGCUGUGCCACACGUAUGUGCGCUGUACACGCUCCGUGUCCAUCCCUGCCCCAGCGUACUACGCCAGACUCGUCGCCUUUCGUGCCCGUUACCACCUGGUUGACAAAGACCACGACAGUGCGGAAGGCAGUCAUGUAUCAGGCCAGAGUAAUGGUCGGGACCCUCAGGCCCUAGCCAAGGCAGUCCAGAUUCACUAUGACACCCAGCACACCAUGUACUUCGCCUAACUGCUUCAACCAGCAGGAGAUGCACUUCUACGCUUCCUCUUUACUUCUCUCCUUCUUUCUGUCUCUGUUUACUAUUUCUUUGAACUUCUCUCUCUCUCUCUCUCUCUCUCUCUCACUCUCUCUCUCAUAUAUUUUCAUCCACAACCAAAGCGGUUCCAAAGCCAGAGGGUUGGACACGUGUCUGAAUCAAGUGUUCGCCCUUAGUGGAACUGCCCACCAGCAAUCCUGCACUGAGAGACCACUAGUCUCCAAGGCACAGUGUAAAUCAAAUUGAGCCAUUUAAGAGUUUAGUUUUUCAGUUUUGAAUGUCAUAUUUUUUUUUCCUUAUUUUUUUUUAAUUUGUAAUAUACACUGAGUGUGAGCAAACCUGCGCCAUUUUUGUCGUGACAGCUCUGGCUCUCUCAGCUAAGCUGGACUUUGUCUACUUUUACCUCAGGCCAUUGUUGGCUGAAACUUGUCCUUUUUAUGAUCGUAUUUUAACUCUUUCCGCUCAGUCUUUUACAAGCGAGGUGAUCUGGGUAUCAUACCCAUUACUCUUCUCCCAUUUUGUUGUGUGUGCGUGUUUGUGUGUGAGUGUGUGUGUGUGCACGUUUCAUUGCAGGCCACUGAAUUGUAAAGGGAAACUUCAAGGAGUUAACUGCUGUAAAUGCCUCAGUUUAUUUUAUAGCGCUUCACAUACAUACAUAUAUAUAAAAAGACACAUCUAUAUAAGCUUAUUUCACUAGAUUUACAUUGUUGCAGGAUUGCAUAAGCUGAUGGGUUUUGUGUAGCAGGAAUUAUCCAUGGUCUCAGUUGUGACUGAGAUAGUAAAGUCCUUCCUGUCCUGCCCUAAGUUCCUUUGUGUCUGUGGCAUACGUUAGAAACACAUACGUCCUUUUACGAAUGGUUUAGUACAAGGUGCAGGGAUGGUUACAGACAUGAAGCUGGCCCAUCACUGGUUAGUGUAGUAGGCAACAAAGGGCAAAACUUGCAGAAAGAACAGCACUCUCCAUUACCUUUUAUGCAUUUCUACAUAACAAAUCAGAUUUGUAAGAGUUUAAUAUAAAUCCUUUUGUGAUUAUCUUAACUGUUAGUGUAUAAAGUCAAUGUCAUUGUUACUGUUGUAAUGUUGCUGUUAUGUAUUUCAGACCGUCAGAAUCUCAGUUGCUUUAAAGAAUUUUUAUCCAGGAGUUGUAUCGAUGGUGUUGGGUGAAUCCGGUUUUGUAGCUGAACAUGUUGUAGCAUUCUGUCCAUGGUUGUGGGGCCCAAAGUGCUUUGGUUGGUGUUCCUUUUUUUGGUUUCAGGUGAUUAUCAUUUUAUGAUUUUUUUUUGUUUUUAUGUAAUGGAAGUAAUGAAUUAUCAUUGCAAAGAUUUGCUUUGACCUUAUUUCUGCCCCAAGUGUCAGACAGUGGCUUGCUGGGGAAGCUGUUUUGACAAGGAAGGAUCAAUGACAAUCAGGGCUCAGGGGGAUAGUUAGAGCUGUUUGUUGGCCAUUAUUUGAAUUUUACACUUGCUUCUGUGUUUUUUUUUAUUGCUGUUGAGUGAGUUAAUCGUGUAUAUCUAUAUAUAAAGUUUGAAGGUAUACGUUCGUUUUUUGUUGUUGUUUUUUUCCCCCCUUUUUUUUCUCCUCUUUCGAGAGGGUAAGAAAUGCGAGCAUUGUAUUAUUUGCUGAGACACAAGCAUAAGCACUGCCUUGAUUUUUGACAGUACCUGACUGGUUGAAUGAUGGCAAGCCUUGUCCCUGGUUAUGUGGUCAUGUUGGGCCUCUGCAUGCGUCUUGUCAGGUGGGCAGCUCAUCAGAAACCCUUUUGUAAUAAACCAUCUAUAAAGCCACAGGUUUGCUAUGAAUGAGUUUGAGCUCUUGCCUGUUUAGGACGUGACUCUUGGCCUGUGGAGAAAGGAUGGGGCAAUGGCAUCACUCGCAAUAAGCUGGAUUACGGUGUUGGGCAAUUUCAUGUUAUUACCCUAUUUUUUUUUUUUUUUCCUCUAAUGUUGACCCCACAGUGCAUCAUAUUUGAACAAUUGUGCCUCAUUGUGGUAAAAUGACAAUAAUUCCAGUUUCUUAUUAUGGCACAGCAAUAUACUUCAAAUGAUGAACAAAGUUAAAGCUAUAAUUCUUCUCAUUGAUGUGGCCAUUGGUAUGAUUGCCCUGGGCAUGUGCAUUUGUGUGGAUGUUUUUAUUUUUUGCUUGUGUCAAUCGGUGGGAAUGUGCAUUUGGUGGACUAGCUCUUUAGGCUCUACAGAAAGUUAUACUUUUUAGACUUUGCUUGCUUGCAUGCCAGAGUAUUGUCCUAAAUCUCUUACAGAAUAUUUAUUGUCUCAGAAAAAGGAAAAAAAAAAACUUCUGUAAAUGUGUAUGAAUUGAGACUGCUUGUUUUUAGGGUAGCAAUAUUGACCAGUCUCUUUUGACAAGAUAUGAAAUUUACGUCACAGACGUCAGUAAGUCCUGUGGGUCAAGCUGGAUGCUGUGAGGGAGUGCCAAGUCCAGUCUUGACGAAAACUCCAACUCAAACGAGGUACACUUUUUUUUUUUUUCUUUUUCUCUCCAAUCUGGGAGGACCAAGACUGGCAUGUCAUCCCCUUCGAUACCCAACGGUAUACUACAUGGCUGCUCAGCUCAGGUCUGCUUGUGCUCUGUAGUUCUGUGGUUCUCUGUUUAAGACACUCACACUCUCAGCAUCCAGAUACUCAAGGAUUAAACAAGAAUUACCUCUUUUUAACCUUUUGACCCAUGAUUUCUCACUACUUCCCUGAUUUUAAGAGAGCAUGAUUUUUAAAACAAUUUCCUCUUUGAUAUAUAAAGAUUUGUUAUUGGUCAAAAGUGUAUUGUAAUUUAUUUCUUUUUUUUGUGCGUGUAGCUUUUCUGCUGUAUUUUAAUGUUUUCAGCUGUGUGACCUGUCUAGUAGCAAUAGAGGGCGCUCUUAUUGACCUGAUGGGGCUUCCUCUGGCCUCUCCUAUUAGGGUGCCACAUCACUUGGUGUAUUGCUAUUUGACAUUUUAAAAAAAGAAAAUCCCCUCUUCCUUUUCUUUUCCUUUUUUUUUUUUUUUUUUUUUUUAGCCUGCAGGGACUCUUCGUGUUAUUGUGCAAAGUUAAUAAAUUGGUAUUUUACGCCUA